This is a messenger RNA of Alnus glutinosa, 998 nucleotides long. RefSeq names its product non-classical arabinogalactan protein 30-like. The record is from RefSeq and is a predicted model, not a curated record. The transcript has a single exon. Lineage: Eukaryota; Viridiplantae; Streptophyta; Magnoliopsida; Fagales; Betulaceae. The coding region runs from base 77 to 586 and encodes 169 amino acids.
CAUCUUCUCUUUACCCCAAAGCGCUGACUUUCCUCCUAAAGUCUUGUCUCCAAGCUCCCAUCACCCUUUUCAGAAAAUGGCACGCAGCCAGCUCUUGAUUCUCCUCUCAGUUCUCAUGGCCUUCCCGGCCAUCAUAGCCGCUGAUCAGCCAGAGAAGAAGAUUGAUGUGGUGGUUGAAGGCGUGGUCUACUGCCAGAGCUGUGAGAACGCCGGAACAUGGUCUCUGUCUGGGGCCAAGCCAAUCCCAGCUGCUAAAGUCAGCGUUGUCUGCAAGAAUUACAAGGACCAAGUCAGCUACUACAAGGUGUUCGAAACAGACGGGAACGGCUACUUCUAUGUGCAGCUUGAAGGCUUCACGAUGAGCCAAUGUCUGUUGGAACAUCCUCUUCAGUCGUGCCAUGUGAAGCCCGUCUCGUCUCCUCUUGAAAACUGCAACCUCCUUACCAACGUUAACUACGGGCUCUAUGGCUCCCCACUGCGUUACGAGAACAAGAAAUUAUUUGGAAGCAACUAUGAGGCUGUCGUCUUUGCUGCGGGUCCCUUGGCAUUCCGUCCAGAUCAUUGCCCAUUCCCUACUCACGUCUGAUCAAUUCUAUUACCAAUUACCUUUGACCCUUGAUUAUACACGUUUUUUUUUUUUUUUUUUUUUUUUUUUUUUUUUUUUUUUUUUUUGUAAGGGUUCUGUUUCUUUAAUUAAUAAACUAAACUUUUGCUGUAAUGCAAAAUGAUAAAAAGGAUUUGUCCACCCCUUUGUCUAUACAUAUACAUAUAUUUUAUGGACAACAAGAGAGAAGCUUUGGUGAUGGUGGUGAUAGACUGGUAGUGAUAAUGAAGGUGACAGUGUGACGGCGGGUCGGUGACGACGGAGCUACGGUGGUUACGAAAUGCACAAUAAAAUGUUUUUCGAAUUUUUUGUACCUUUUGUUUGUGUAAACUAGAAAAAUUUCGUAGUAAACACGAAAUCAAAUAGUCUCUUCAGUUUCAAAAAAUAUUACAAA